Olea europaea var. sylvestris is the source of this 1747-nucleotide messenger RNA. Its product is annotated as probable protein phosphatase 2C 73. The record is from RefSeq and is a predicted model, not a curated record. Gene Ontology annotation, molecular function: protein serine/threonine phosphatase activity. NCBI's taxonomy places the organism in Eukaryota, Viridiplantae, Streptophyta, Magnoliopsida, Lamiales, Oleaceae. Gene Ontology annotation, biological process: protein dephosphorylation. The coding region runs from base 510 to 1607 and encodes 365 amino acids. The transcript is spliced from 5 exons.
UAAGUUCCGGAGUUAUGUGUUUUAUCAGAAGUGUCCAUCUUUUUUCGUCUGGUUGUUGGGUGAAUAUGGUCUCGCAUUCCUUCCCAUGCUUCAUCAAUGAUGCAUUAUUUGUAAAAAUUCUGGAUUUUUCAUACUUUCAUCAAAUUAAUUUAAUAUUCAAUCUUGUUUGUCUUGGCAUGGUUCUUUGGGUUAAAAUAUUAAUUAGGAAUAUUCUGGGUUUGAUGUCUGCUAGUGUGUGCAUUCUCUGACAAUUCUAUGCAAGAAAACAUGCUGGCAUACAUUUAGUAUUAUUAUUGGAAUUCCAUGUAGGAUUUGAAGAUUACCCAGUUAAAAAGAAUCUUUAACCCAUUCCUGAUUCAUCUUUUUUGUACUUAAUAUUUUUGGAUUCUUACCUUUCUGAGUCAGAUUAACAUGUUUUUGCUUUACUAAUUUUAUGGGCAUGCUUGGAUCCAGUUGUUUAUGUGAUUUUAACAGGGUUUGAGUACGUAGGGUAGUGGAGGCGGUGUAUUAUGGGUCGUUUAUCAUCGAUUUUCAAUGGAUUUUCAAGGUCGUUGUUCCUCAAGAGAACAAAGAAUUUGGAGAACAGUUUUGGGAAUUGUGAUGGAAGAGAGGCUGUGGAAGCUAUGGCGAAUGAUGCGACGAAGAAUGAGUUGAUAUUGACGACAUCAGGCACUGUUAAUGUCGAAAGAUCACAGAAUUUUGCUUCUGUUUUCUCGAAAAGAGGGCAGAAAGGCAUGAAUCAAGAUUGCUGCAUUGUUUGGGAGGAAUUCGGAUGCCAGGAGGACAUGAUAUUCUGUGGGAUAUUUGAUGGGCAUGGCCCUUGGGGACAUUUUGUGGCCAAGACGGUUAGGGAGUCGAUGUUAUCGUCUCUUCUCUGUAACUGGCAGAAGACCCUCGUCGAAGCUUCACUUGAUCCCGAUUUUGAUCUGGAAUCUGAUAAAAAGCUUCAUAAAUUCCAUAUAUGGAAGCAUUCCUAUUUGAAGACAUGUGCUGCCAUAGAUCAGGAGCUGGAACACCAAAGUAAAAUCGACUCAUUCUACAGUGGCACUACUGGUUUGACAAUUGUUAGACAGGGUGAACAUAUUUUCAUCGCAAAUGUUGGCGAUUCGCGUGCUGUACUGGCGAUGACAUCUGAAACUGGCAACUUGGUACCCGUACAGCUUACAGUUGACUUCAAGCCCAAUCUACCUCAGGAGGCUGAGCGAAUAAUUCAAUGCAAAGGCAGAGUGUUCUGUUUGCAAGACGAGCCAGGGGUUCCCAGAUUGUGGUUGCCUGAUGAGGAAUCUCCUGGACUAGCGAUGUCUAGAGCUUUUGGUGACUAUUGUGUUAAGGAUUUUGGCCUCGUUUCCAUUCCAGAAGUGACACAGAGAUAUAUUACCAGUAAAGACCAGUUUGUCGUGCUAGCAACAGACGGGGUAUGGGACGUUAUCUCCAACGAAGAAGCGGUAGAAAUUGUGUCAUUGGCUCCAGACCGGGCAAAAUCGGCUAGGCGUCUCGUGGAGUGUGCUGUCCAUGCAUGGAAGAAGAAGAGAAAGGGAAUAGCAAUGGAUGAUAUAUCAGCAAUUGUACUCUUCUUCUUCACUGCUGCUGUAUCUUCACCUAAGUAAUUCUAUCAAUGUUAAUGUUUUUCUAUUCAUUCUAAAACAUUAAUGACAAAAAUGUCGCCCAACAGGGCCUGGGAGGGACAUGAUCAAGUCCAGCACAGCACUGUCUAUUCCAAUAUAUUAUGAUUUUUAUUUUCAAAUUA